GUGGACCAUCAAGAACCUCCGCCAGCCAGGCCUAUCGCACAUGUCUGCAUUCCAUUAAAACCUGCUACGCCAACGUCAAACACAGGAGCAGUCGUUGCUGCAGACGGGGAAAACAAAGCAACUAUCUCACAACCACAAGCACAAGUUGUAUCUGCUUCUGCUGUAGUCCUUGGCCCUUCUUCAAUCCAGGAAGAUGAUGAUGUCGAACUCGAGAUUCUCAGCAAGAAGUCGAAAGCCAGACGCAAGAAGCGCACCAAAGGAACCGACAAGCGCGCAGCGAGUAAAGAAAAGACAAAAGAGUCUGCGACUUCGAAACGAGGUACUAGAACUGGAAAGAAAGAGAAAAAGUCGCGGAGAGGUCAACGUCAGGAGCUCGCU
Molecule: messenger RNA, 378 nt
Organism: Amoebophrya sp. A25
Lineage: Eukaryota; Dinophyceae; Syndiniales; Amoebophryaceae
Source: the annotation of a GenBank genome assembly